Messenger RNA from Schistocerca nitens (vagrant locust), 2163 nucleotides. RefSeq names its product SUN domain-containing protein 2-like. The transcript has 3 exons. Lineage: Eukaryota; Metazoa; Arthropoda; Insecta; Orthoptera; Acrididae. Gene Ontology annotation, cellular component: nuclear envelope; nucleus; meiotic nuclear membrane microtubule tethering complex. The record is from RefSeq and is a predicted model, not a curated record. Gene Ontology annotation, biological process: nuclear envelope organization. Bases 30 to 1769 code for a protein of 579 amino acids. Gene Ontology annotation, molecular function: protein-membrane adaptor activity; zinc ion binding.
GCGGAAAGUUUUUAAGUGAGUAGCGUGCUAUGUUCAAUAGGCGGUUUUGUCGACUGUGUUUGUGGAAUGAUCCGAAACUGGUACAGUUAAAUCAAGAAGACGAACGAAACCAUGACAACCUGGUACACAAAAUCGAAUUCUGCUUGGAAACCAAAGUUUCAAAAGAUGAUAAGCACUCAAGAUAUGUCUGUCCUAAAUGUGUGCACAAGAUCGACUUGUUUUAUGUGUUCAAGACAAAUUGUAAAAGAGCUGAUAAACUUCAGAAAUUGUCAAAAGACAGAGUGCCACAAAGGGGAAAGAUAGGCAUUUGUGCCAGUAAUGAGAACAUCCAGGUUGUAGGCAGCAGUGAAAAGACGCUGUAUGGAGUCCUGGAUGAGCAGGUCAAUGAAGAAUACCAAGAUCCAAAUCAGACAUGUUUAUCAAAUAGUCCCAGUGUUUGGAAAAACCCAUCUCAAGAUAUAAUUAACACAGAACACAGUAAAAAUCCUAGUAAUAACUGCUGCUACUUAACAGGAGUUGAUCAUUACCAUGAUAAUGACGAAGAAUGUAUGUUAGAAGAAGAAGUUUUCCCACCAGAAGAUCUGAGACAUGCUGAUGAAUCAGUUACACCAUUACUGAACAACACUUGUCCCUCAGAUAAUGGUACAUCUGGAACCGAAACACCAACAUCAACGUAUGCUGAUUCCUCUGGGGCCCUUGUUGCAGAAAAUGAUGAAAAUCAGAGAAAUACCAAUAAUAUCCUGUCUAAUUCUUCCUGUGUUACAAGUACGUGUGCAUCAAGUGUGUAUUCGGACGAGGUUAUGUGGACAUCAUCCGAAAUCACACACCAUACAGUUCAACAACAAGUUUCAAACAAUUCUUCAGAUGUUUCUAAGAGUGACUGUGUUGCACAGCCAUUUCUGUUAAAUGUGGAUUGGAAUGUACUAUCUGACUAUAAAAAUGGAGCAUAUAAUGUAAUAUAUCUAACAGGUCUGAACGAAAAUGGAGAGAGUACUAAUUUCUUAGUUUAUACUGACAAAGUGUUCUACACCAAUGCAAUCUUGUAUGAUGCCUUCUUGCAUGAUUUACCCUUGCAAACAGUUCUUGAAGGACCCACAUUUGUUCCUUCCUUCUCCCCAAGUUUUAUCAGAUGCUCCUAUUGUGAAAAACUGUUCAGAUGUAUGAGGAGUCAUGUCUUGCAUAAAAGUGUUUGUCAGAAGUUCUUUCAGUGCAGACAUUGUAGGAAGAAAUUUGUUUCAAAAAUUUUAAGACAGCUCCAUUAUCUGAAUGAAUGUGUUUUUAGAAGGGUACGUCAUGAUCAUGGGUAUGCUCAGGGCCAAACACAUAAAGUAACAGAGCAAACUUUAAUGAGAAUGGCAAAGGUUCAUUUGCACAGACUACACAUUUGCACCAAGUGCAAUAAUAUUUUCAGAACUGAUGGCCAUCUGAUUAGACAUAAGACAACCUGCCAAAGAAGACCAUUUCAUUGCAGAUCACUUCUAAGAGUUUCUAGGACAUGUGAGAGCCUAAAAUGCUUUGGAAGCAGAACAUUAAAAAACCUAGACAUGUAUCCAAUUAAUAAUCUUAUAAAAGAUUCUUAUAUGGCUAAUGUUAAAAGCAUAAGCUCCACUACUAAUGCUGAAAGUAAUCACUGCAUGCUCAGGAGUAAUAACUUGUCAGUUAAGACACGUUCUGCAGUCUCCACCCAAAGUAAAACUACUGUUAAGAGAAAAGAUAUAUCUGACAGCACAUCAGUUUUGUAUGCUGUUGGCCUUGUGAAGAAGAAUUAGCUUGCUUAUUAUCAUUACAGAUGGAAAAAUUCAUACUUCAAACUCCAGAAACAAAUGUGAAUGGAGUUUUACUGACUAACCUCAGAUACCUUAAAUUGGGAGAUUCCUUUUCUAGUUGCUAGAGGAAAUAAAAGAAAGCAAAAUUAAGGAGUGUGAAAGAAAAAUAAUCCUCAUAUUUUGAAAGUGUGAGAUACACAUUUAUUUCUUUCAUACUGCCUUCACAUCAUCACACUAUGUUAUGGCUAGCUUCUGUUCAUCUGAACACAGCUUUGGGUUUUCAUAAAAAAUCAUAUCUAUUAAAUUAAUUAUAUUAUAUGUGAUUUGUAUUCAAUAAUACACAGGAUAAUUGUUGUUGAUGUACUUAUUGAAUCUCCAAAGUCAAUUAUUUAUGUAU